AUGUGGCGCGUCGUCUCGGCGGUACUGGCGCUUCUAACGGCCAGCGUGCUCUACUUUGUCAUCCUCGUCUACAAGAAGCGGGCGGAGCUGGAUGGACUGGUGAGUUUCGAUCGCAUGAGGAGUUUCCUCAUAUUGCCUCCUCCCUAUCCCCGCGAGGAGCUUUUGGGUGUUGAUACUGAUACGGACCCCCAGCCACAACCGCCCAUGGAAGGUGGCAAGUUCUGGGGCCACCUGAAGAUCGCAGGGGAUUGCAAAAGACUGUUCCCGCCAAACUGCCACAUGCAGAACUGGGCGAAUUAUAUUAGGAAGAAGUAUGAUCUUGGUGAUGUCUUUUACGUCGACUGGUGGCCCCUCGGCCCUCGCUGGGUGUUCAUCGCCGACCCGGUCCUGGCGUCCAAGUUCCUGACGACAGGCCAAUCACUCCCCAAGUCACGCCUCGUCGUUACGUUCCUGGCCAAACUUUUGGGGCCGUCCAACAUGGUCAGUCUCGAAGGCCAGGCGUGGAAGUCUCUCCGGUCCAUCUUCAACCCGGGCUUUUCGGCCAGCCACUUGAUCACGUUGGUGCCCUACGUCGUGGACUCGAGCCUCGUGCUGCUCGACCUACUGCGAGAAAAGGCAAAGACGAAUGAACUCGUCGAACUGGAUCCCCUGACGAUCGGCUUCGCCAUCGACAUCAUCGGCAAGGUGGUCAUGGACUCGGACUUUGACAGCCAAAAGAAGCCCCACCCGAUCGUCACCACGUUCCGGAAACAGGUCCUCUUGAUGCCCAACGCCACGAGCAUCGGGCCAUUUGACGACAUCAACCUCCUCCGCCCGCUUCGACUGUGGUGGAACCGGCGCAAACUCGAUGCUCUGCUCGGCGCGGAAAUCGACAAGAAAGUCGCCGCGCGGAAGACCUUGCAAGAAAAGCAACAUCAGCAGCAGCAGGAGGCCAACGAGAAGCCCGCAAAGGACAGUCGAAAACGCUCGAUCGUCGACCUCGCGCUGGACGCGUACGAAAGGGAAGUCGGCGCGGGCACCGGGGUGACCAACUCCAGCUCCUUCCGGAACAUGGCCAUCGACAGCAUCAAGACCUUCAUCUUCGCCGGGCACGACACCACGUCCUCGACAAUCUCCUACAUCAUGUAUCUCCUCCACCUGCACCCGCAAGUGCACAAGAAGCUCGUCGAGGAACUGGACGCCGUCUACGGCGCCACCACCUCCGCCGAGGCGCGGGCCCUCCUCAUCAAAACAGACCCCCACAGCAUCAACAAGCUCGAGUAUCUGGGGGCGGUGAUCAAGGAAGUCCUGCGCCUGUUCCCCCCGGCGUCGACGAUCCGCGAACUGAAAUCCCCCUCGGACGUCUCCAUGGUCAAAACCACCUCCAUCAUCGACGGCAGUACAGGUGGCACGGAAUGCCCGCUCGUGGGCUACGACAUCUGGCCCGUCGCGCACAUGAUCCACCGCAACGAGGUCUAUUUCCCCGAACCUCUAGCUUUCAUUCCCGAAAGGUUCAUCCCGGGGCCCGAAAACCCGUUCCCGCACUGUAAACUGCACACCCCCGAGGGCAAGGACGCGUGGCGGCCGUUUGAAAAGGGCGCCCGCAACUGCAUCGGGCAGGAACUCGCGAUGAUGGAGGCCAAAGUCGUGGUCGCGCUGGUUGUCAGGGACGUGGAUUUCACGGCCGAGUUUGACGGGAAGAAGAUCGAGCCGGGCGACUGGGUACCCCUCGAGACGAGGGACGAGUUCAAGGAUGGCGUGGCGGGGGAGGAGAGGUUGACCGUCGAGGGGCAUCGGCCUUAUCAGGUGCUUUGUGGGGCCGCGAGGCCGACGGGCGGGAUGUCGGGGCGGUUGAGGAUGAGGCAGCACCUGGGGUAA
Molecule: messenger RNA, 1857 nt
Organism: Cladophialophora yegresii CBS 114405
Lineage: Eukaryota; Fungi; Ascomycota; Eurotiomycetes; Chaetothyriales; Herpotrichiellaceae
Exons: 2
Coding region: 1-1857 (618 amino acids)
Molecular function (GO): heme binding; oxidoreductase activity, acting on paired donors, with incorporation or reduction of molecular oxygen; monooxygenase activity
Source: RefSeq, a predicted model, not a curated record